AUGGAUGAGGAACGACUCUCAUCGAGACUUCUUGCCGAAAAAAACGUCGUGGCUGCAUUUGUUCGCCCAGGCGUGUUGCAAGAGACUGUCGAAACUUUUGAUGAGGAGUUCGCGAAAGGAAGGGAUAUAGGCGACACAUGGGUUGUUCAUCCUACACGAUCCCAUGGAGAAUGUGGACUUACUGAGCUUUUAAAGAUAGCUACGACAAAGUUCAAAGCCGCAGACUGUGGUUACUACCCUUAUUUUGUGAUACUAAUCGACGACCGCACAACGGAAGAUGGCACCGUGUUGCUUGGGCAGCAGGAUCCGUGGUAUCCUCCAGUAUGGGCGCUACGAAUCACUCCACGAAGUUUGUCAUGUUUCCUCAGCGUUGCGGACAUAGGCCAUACCACUAUUGAAGGAGUUUUGGCCAACGAUAAGCCGGAAGGUGAUGAUUCAUGGGUUCAUGAUGUCCCGUUUGACUAUACAGUUGCGAAUAAGCAUCGGAAUGCGCGGCACUUGGUAAGUCUUAGCCAAGAUGAAGACAAGCACCAGAACGUCGAAAGCAUCAGCAGGGUCACAGUCAACGGCUUGACGAUACAGUGGUACGGUGAAUUACCUGAGAGUGUCCUUGUUCUCAGCGGAGUAUACAACGGGAAGCGUGAAACCAGCCUAGUCAUCAUGCUGAGGGUUAUUAGCAGCGUCUCUGCUCGCUCAAAGCUCAAAAUUUUACGCGAGAUCCUUUACGGUCAGCCCACACAUUAA
Trichoderma atroviride IMI 206040 is the source of this 744-nucleotide messenger RNA. The record is from RefSeq and is a predicted model, not a curated record. Lineage: Eukaryota; Fungi; Ascomycota; Sordariomycetes; Hypocreales; Hypocreaceae.